This is a messenger RNA of Cornus florida, 1779 nucleotides long. RefSeq names its product receptor kinase-like protein Xa21. The record is from RefSeq and is a predicted model, not a curated record. Lineage: Eukaryota; Viridiplantae; Streptophyta; Magnoliopsida; Cornales; Cornaceae. The transcript has 5 exons. The coding region runs from base 1 to 1779 and encodes 592 amino acids. Gene Ontology annotation, molecular function: protein binding.
AUGGAGAAAACUUGGUUUGCUGUUUUGCAUGCAGUGUUGUUACUGCAUUGUCUUGCAGCAGCUUGUUUAGCUAACAGUGUACCCAACAUUACCAGUGACCUAUCUUCUCUUCUUGCCUUGAAAGCCCAUAUCACUUUUGAUCCACAUGGUGUCUUGGCCAACAACUGGUCCACAGCUACCUCCAUCUGCAACUGGAUUGGAGUCACUUGCGGCACCACCCGCCCCUCACGAGUGACAUCCCUGAACAUUUCUAACAUGGCUCUUGAAGGCACCAUUCCUCCGCACCUUGGUAACCUCUCGUUUCUGGUUUCCCUCGACCUUCAUAACAACAAUUUCAGUGGUCAACUGCCUCGUGAGUUAAGUCAUUUGCGUCGAUUGAAAUUCAUCAACCUGGGAGUUAACAAAUUCAGUGGACAGCUCCCGUCGUGGUUGGGUGACUUGACUGAACUACAACAACUACUUCUUGCUAACAACAGUUUUACAGGUACUAUCCCACCUUCCUUGUCCAACGCAUCCAACUUAGAGACCUUGAAUUUUUCUACCAAUUUUCUACAAGGAAUGAUUCCGCAAGAGAUUGGUGAUCUUCGUAACUUGAAGUAUCUAAACGCGGAAUUUAACCAGCUAACAGGUUCUAUGCCACUCACCAUCUUCAACAUGUCGUUAUUGCAAGUGAUUGCCUUUUCAGACAAUGGCAUAUCUGGUGGUCUCCCAACGAAUAUGUGCCAUCGUCUUUCAAAUCUCCAAGGGAUUUAUCUAUCUCACAACGAGUUACAGGGCCAAAUUCCAUCAAGUUUAUACGAGUGCUCACAGCUUCAAGUUUUGUGGCUGUCGUAUAACAAAUUUAGUGGACUCAUUCCUACAGGGAUUGGGAAUUCAACUGUGCUUAAGGUUUUAGUGCUUGACCGUAACAACUUCAAAGGUGAAAUUCCGCAAGAGAUGGGUAAUCUUAAUUUGGAGUUUUUAUCAAUGGAGUAUGCCGGCCUCACUGGUUUCAUUCCAUAUUCCAUCUUUAACAUCACCACUUUGAAAAAGCUUCAUCUUGCUGGAAAUAACUUAACUGAUGAAGGGGAGAAAAUGUAUUUUCUUAGUGAAAAGAUGAUGUUCUCUAAUUACAAGAGAAUGAGAAUCAUCAUGACUUCAUACCUCAAAGCAUGCGAUUUGUGGGAUGUUGUUGGAGAAGAGCCAAAGAAUGGCAUGUCCAACAAGCUUCAUGAAAAGAAAGAAGAUAAGAUGCUCGAGACCAUCGUUUCCAAUCAUAGAGGUGAAUCACUACCCAUGGAGUAUUGGGUACAAUGCUUUGAGAAUGAUGAGUUUAUGAAAGAUGAUUAUGAAAGUCUUGAAGACAAAGUUGUGGAGAAUGAAGAGGUGUAUCAUGCAAAAGAAGUUGAAGAUUUUGGAGAUUUAAAAGUUGAAGGAGAAUUUGAAAUGGUGAAUAAGGAAGAGGUAAGAAAAGGUGUUAAAGAAGAGAUUGAAAAAGUGAAGGAGGAUGAAGUGAAAAUAGAAGAUUUAGAAGAAGGAAGUGCUAAAGAAGAGGCAAAAGUUCAAGUUGGUGAAUUAACAUCUUCAGAAGAAGUAUAUGUGAAGUUGAAGAUCCAUAAAAAAUUUAAGAAGAAAAAAGAUCGAUGGUGUGCUUGUAUAAAGAGGAUGAUAUAUGAUUAUGUGAAGACAUCAAACAAGCAUUUGAAGAAGUUUCACAAGCCCUACACAUCAAUGGAAAUGGCCAAGAAGAUUGAAGCUAUUGAAGGAGGUGGAAUUGAAGAUCAACUAUCGAACUUUUGA